AUGAGUACAACGUUGCAAACAGAUGAGUUUCCAGUAUGGGCAUUGGUACCAAAAAAAGAAACUGGAGUCUCAAACUUUUUGGCCAAAAAUCCAUUAUACGAUGGCCGUAAUGUGACAAUAGCUAUAUUCGAUUCCGGUGUCGAUCCUGGAGCUCCUGGUCUUAAAGUGACAAGUGAAGGAAAACCAAAAGUCAUUGCUAGAUAUGACUGCAGUGGUGCUGGUGAUGUUGAUACAUCAACAAUAGCUACACUGGAAGGAAAUGAAAUAAAAGGACUAAGUGGACGUACACUUGUGAUACCAAGUACUUGGAAGAAUCCUACUGGGAAGUAUCACAUAGGUAUAAAAAAUGCAUAUGAGUUAUACACUAAAAAUGUUCAAAAACGAAUUGAAGAAGAAAAGAAAGAAAAGGAAUGGGACCCACUUCAUAAGCCAUUGUUAUCACAAUUAAUCACGGAACAACAAAAUUUCAAUAAUGAAUAUGAUCCUUCUAAAGUCAUGCCGUCAAGACACCUGAAAUUAAAAAAAGAUGACCUGGACAGCACUAUUGAAGCUUUACAAAAUUUAGAAAAAAAGUAUAAAUUCAUUACUCCAGUUUACGAUUGUGUUGUUUUCCACGAUGGAGUUCAGUGGCUUGCAUGCUUGGAUACUUCGGAAAUAGGAGAUUUGGCUUCAUGUAAACUUAUGGGAGAAUUUAGUGAAGAUCCUGUAAAUAAUUUUGAUUACAUCACUGCUUCUGAUCGAAUGAGUUACUCGUUUAAUGUGCACAAUGAUGGAGAUGUAUUGGAAAUUGUAUCUCUUGGAUCAUCUCACGGGACCCAUGUAUCUGCUAUAGCUGCUGGGUAUUUUCCUGAUGAACCAGACAGGAAUGGAGUGGCACCUGGCGCCCAAAUUGUAUCCUUAACGAUUGGUGAUAGUCGUCUCGAGACAAUGGAAACAGGAACAGCAAUUGUGAGAGCAAUGAUUAAAGUUAUGGAACUUAGAAAGAAGUUUAACAUUGAUGUUAUAAAUAUGAGUUAUGGGGAACACUCAAAUUGGUCUAAUGCUGGGAGAAUCGGCGAUAUUAUGAAUGAUGUAGUAGACAAUCAUGCAGUGACUUGGGUUGCAUCUGCUGGUAAUCACGGACCAGCUUUAUGCACUAUUGGUGCUCCUCCAGAUAUUUCAAAAACCACGAUUAUAGGAGUUGGAGCUUAUGUAUCACCAGAUAUGAUGGCAACAGAAUACUCCAUGCUGCAAAAACUUGCAGGAACUACUUAUACAUGGUCCUCAAGAGGACCAACAAUUGAUGGUGGUAGAGGAGUAAGUGUAUGUGCACCAGGUGGCGCAGUAACUUCUGUACCUGGAUACAUGCUAAGAGGAUCACAGUUAAUGAAUGGCACAAGCAUGUCUGCACCUCAUGUGGCUGGAGCAACAGCUGUAUUAAUAUCUGGACUUAAAGAAAAAAAUAUUGAUACCUGUCCCUAUAUGAUUAAACGAGCAAUGGAAAACACUGCAUUGUAUAUUGAUAAGAUCGAUCACUUUUCACAAGGACAUGGUUUAUUACAAGUUGAUAAAGCAUUUGACUACUUAACUCAAUACUACACUGAACAAGAAUCAUAUGUUAAGUUUGUGGUGUCUUGUGGCGUCCUGGGUGGUUUUAUCGGAAAUAAAGGAAUCCACAUACGAAAUGCAAUUGAAAACAAAGAGGUUGACUGUGGCGUAACUGUGGAACCAGUCUUUUUAAAUAAUGCAGAUGUUGAUGCUGAAAAAAAAAUUAAUUUCCAAAUGAGCUUGUGCUUGACGAGUGAUGUUUCUUGGGUUAGUGUACCGAAAUAUCUGGAACUGAUGUACAUGACACGCAAUUUCAACAUAAAAGUUGAUCCCAGUGGAUUGUCUCCAGGAGUGCACACGACUACCGUGAGGGCUUAUGAUGUUAAAAAUACAGCAAAAGGCCCGGUGUUUACCUUUGAAGUCACUGUUGUCCGACCAGUGAAAACCGAUGAUUCAGGUUCAUUGUCUUAUGACAACGUCAAUUUCAACCCAAAUUCCCUAAUAAAAAGGAAUUUCGUGCUAGUGCCCAAUAAGGUGACAUGGGCCACUCUCCACAUAAAACAUCUCGAUACCGACGUCAACGCUAAUUUCUGCCUGCAUACCGUCCAAUUGUUGCCUCAAAAAUCGUGCAAAUUCAUGGAGUAUUGCAAGAUAUUUAACAUGAAGUCUAAUGAAUUCCAAGCUCACUUCCCCGUUGAGGAAAAUGUGGUAUUAGAGUUGGCAUUGGCAAAAUAUUGGUCAAGUUAUUCAAAUAUAAUAUUAUCAUACAAAAUACAAUUUCAUGGCGUCAUACCUCAGUCGAAAAACGUUGCGAUGUAUCACGGAAUGGGUUUACAGUCAUUGAUAUUGAAGCCUGGUGUAAAGAAUGAAGAAAUCCAACCAUCUGCUUCUUUGAAACAUCUUAUUACCGUUCUUAAACCACAGGAAGGAAAAGUCACUGCAUUAACUUAUCGUGAUGUCAUUCCACCACAAAGACCAAUCUACCAAUUAAAUUUAUCUUAUGCCUUUUCUUUGCCAAAAUCGACGGAAGCAUAUGCAACUUGCGGUUUAUUUGGUGAACUUUUGUAUGAGAGUGAAUAUGAAUCACAAUUAUGGAUGUUGUUUGAUUCAAAUAAACAGUACAUUGCUGCAGGCGAUGCAUAUUCUAGUAGACAUGUGUAUAAACUUGAUAAAGGUGAUUACACUAUUAAAAUGCAUGUACGUCAUGAACGGCGAGAGUUAUUAGACAAAAUUAUUGACCUGCCUAUACAAGUGGUUCAAAAAUUACAAAGCCAAAUAAACUUGGAUGUAUACAAUAAUCAUCAUCAAGCCACAAUUUUUGGAAAAAAAUCUUCGAGUUUUAUUAUGACUCCUAAUAGUCCUUUGUGCAACCUGAAUAUCGGACCACUUUCAAACGAUAAAAUCGUUUCAUUGAAGUUAUUGGCUGGACACUGUCUGACUGGAAAUAUAGUAUAUGCUAAAGAUGAAAAUGGAAAGAAAGUUGAUACCUACGAUUUAAAGUACUUCAUAACAGAUACGCUUAAAACAAAGAAUGGACCAAAACCGCUUGAAGAUUUUAAAACAAAGUUUGAAGAAUUCAAUGAAGCUUUAUGUGAAACCAAAUUAAAUUGGUUAACCAAAUUAGAGUACGGGGAAGAUUCCAUAAGCUUGUAUAACAGUUUAUGUGAAGAAGUUGGAGAUAAAAAUUCUUCUGUUCAUAUAUCAUGGAUACAAUGUAUUGAACCAGAAGAUAAAAAAAGAUUCCCUGAUUUUUCAAUUCCUGACUUUGAUGUAGAAAAAGUAAAUCUUAUAAUCGCUGCUGCUGAUCGUGCUCUGUCUAUUAUAAAUACACCUGAUCUUCUUGCAUUUUAUGGAAUUAAGUCUGAUCAAAGACCUGAAGCUUCUAAACUUAAAAUAGUUCAUGAUCGUUUAAAAACUACUGUGAUUGAAGCAUUAUGUCGCAAAGGUGCAGCAUUGUGCCAAUUGUAUUAUUAUAACAAUGUGAUGACUAAAAAAAGUGAUGACAAUGUCUUACAGGACAUCGAUACCAUUUUGCAACAAGUUUCCUGGUUUAUUUCUCCAGAUUCUGAUUCUAAAAGUUUGAAUUAUUUUAAUAUUUGGCAUGGAGCAGUAUAUCAAAAUUAUGGACGUAUGAUGAAAGUACUUUUGAGGAUGUUGGAGGAUAAACAUGUUAAAGAAGUUGAAAGUUGUUUGUUGUGGACUAUUAAUGUUAAGUUUGGGGCUGAUGAAUCCAAACACUUAGUAACUGCUAUUUCAAAUGCAUUAAUUGUUCAUUAUCCAAAAACUUUCCGUCCAUUUUAAUAUAAGUUAAUUUUUUAAUAGAUUACGGUUACAUUCUACAGUAUACCGUAUGCAUAUAUAAAGUUUACUAAAUAUAUUAUUUAUAAUAUUGUGUUUUCAAAACAAAAAAGUAAUCUAAAUAACAUUUUUCAUUUUUAAUAAAAUUAUAUUCAUUCAUUC
This is a messenger RNA of Myzus persicae (green peach aphid), 3987 nucleotides long. It is a transcript of the gene TppII, whose product is annotated as tripeptidyl-peptidase 2. Gene Ontology annotation, cellular component: cytosol. Lineage: Eukaryota; Metazoa; Arthropoda; Insecta; Hemiptera; Aphididae. Gene Ontology annotation, molecular function: serine-type endopeptidase activity; tripeptidyl-peptidase activity. The record is from RefSeq and is a predicted model, not a curated record. Gene Ontology annotation, biological process: proteolysis. The transcript has 21 exons. Bases 1 to 3828 code for a protein of 1275 amino acids.